Molecule: messenger RNA, 456 nt
Organism: Penicillium taxi
Lineage: Eukaryota; Fungi; Ascomycota; Eurotiomycetes; Eurotiales; Aspergillaceae
Exons: 1
Coding region: 1-456 (151 amino acids)
Source: RefSeq, a predicted model, not a curated record
AUGGCAGAGAUCCAAACUCAAGCUGAGAAUGCUGCGAAAUCAUCCACCCCAGUCGAAAUAUACGGCUACGAGUCGCGCGAACCCUCAAUCGCUGAACGACCAAAAGUCUUCCGCCGCUUUUCAAGAGCUCUAGAGAAUGCCACAGAUGACUUCUCAGCCGAUCCACUUGUCAUCAGGAACAAGCGCACUUCUGCCCUCUUUUUUGAUGACAGUGUCCCUAUUGUUCGUCCCCGGACUACUGGUGGUCCCGGCCAUCGCCCUCGGCCCGUUUCUAUGGCUUCUUUCCAGCCUCCUUUUGUUCCUUCCAUUUCACCUGCUCCUGAGAAGAACUUUAGUCGCCACUUUACAAGGCCCUUCUCUGUCUUUGGCCGCAAGUCUUCUGCGUCGGCUUCUACCUUGCCGCCUAACUUGAUUAGCUCGACUAAUCAGUAUGAGGGUCAAGGUAAUUUCAUUUAA